GCCGUCUAGGAAGCCGCGGCGGGUCGCCCAGCUGGGGCAGUCGGAGCCCCGCCAGAGCGUCGGGAUUCAGCUCCGCUUGCCGGCGCGAUGCCUCUGUUCACUGCCAACCCGUUCGAGCAAGAUGUGGUCUCUCAUGUGCCAGAAAAGCACUUUCCCACUCUGCUACAUCCCUGUCUUCUUUCCUCGGUUGCCUGCUGUCCCUAACUCUGACAUCUGCUUAAAGAGAUGGAGUCUGUCUUCCAAAACUCCUGAGGUCAAGGGAUCCUCCAGCCUCACCCUCCCAGAAAAAGCCACAAAUGAGUACAACACCACAGAAGACUGGAGUCUGAUCAUGGACAUCUGUGACAGGGUUGGAAGCACUCCCAGUGGAGCAAAAGAUUGCCUAAAAGCCAUAAUGAAAAGGGUAAACCAUAAGGUUCCUCACGUUGCUCUGCAGGCGCUAACCCUUCUUGGAGCUUGUGUGGCAAACUGUGGAAAGAUAUUUCAUUUAGAAGUAUGUUCCCGUGAUUUUGCAACGGAAGUACGUUCUGUGAUAAAAAAUAAGGCUCAUCCUAAAGUAUGUGAAAAACUAAAAUCUCUAAUGGUGGAGUGGUCAGAAGAAUUCCAGAAGGACCCCCAGUUUAGUCUGAUAUCUGCAACUAUUAAGUCUAUGAAAGAAGAAGGGGUUACUUUUCCUUCAGCAGGCUCCCAGACUGUCUCGGCUGCUGCCAAAAACGGGACAUCAUUGAACAAAAACAAAGAAGAUGAGGACAUAGCUAAAGCUAUUGAGUUAUCAUUGCAAGAGCAGAAGCAACAGUACACGGAGACAAAGGCUUUGUACCCACCUGCAGAGAGUCAGUUAAAUAACAAGGCUGCACGGAGAGUCAGAGCUUUAUACGACUUUGAAGCUGCUGAGGACAACGAACUCACCUUUAAACAUGGUGAGAUCAUUACUGUUUUGGAUGACAGUGACGCCAACUGGUGGGAAGGAGAGAAUCACAGAGGAACAGGACUCUUCCCCUCCAACUUUGUAACGACUGACUUAAGCUCAGAGGCUGAGACAGCAACGGUGGACAAAUUGAAUGUAAUUGAUGGUGAUGUGGAGGAAAUUAAGAAAUCAGAACCUGAGCCUGUUUAUAUAGAUGAGGGUAAAAUGGAUAGAGCCCUGCAGAUUCUCCAGAGCAUAGAUCCAAAAGAUUCAAACCCCGACUCCCAAGACCUCUUGGACUUGGAAGAUAUUUGCCAACAGAUGGGUCCGAUGAUAGAUGAAAAACUGGAAGAGAUUGAUAGGAGGCAUUCAGAACUGUCUGAGUUGAAUGUAAAGGUGCUGGAAGCCCUGGACCUAUACAACAAGUUGGUGAAUGAAGCGCCUGUGUACUCGGUCUAUUCAAAGCUGCACCCGGCACAUUACCCGCCCGCAGCAGCAGCAGCAGCAGCAGCUGGGGUUCCAGUACAGACAUAUCCAGUCCAGUCGCAUGGUGGAAACUACCUGGGUCACGGCAUUCACCAAGUGUCUGUUGCCCAGAACUAUAACCUAGGACCUGAUCCUAUGGGCUCGCUGAGAUCUCUGCCUCCAAACAUGAACUCAGUAACAGCACACACCGUCCAACCUCCAUACUUAAGCACUGGACAGGACACUGUCUCCAAUCCUUCUUACAUGACCCUGAGCUCUCGUCUUCAGGCAGCUGCUGGGACAGCUGCUUACACACAGCCCGUAGGGAUGUCUGCAGAUGUGUCUUCUUUCCAGAACACAGCAUCCGGUCUGCCUCAGCUGGCCGGCUUUCCAGUGGCAGUUUCUGCACCUCCAGCUGCACAGCCACCAGCAAGCUACCACCAGCAGCCACUCCUGUAGAGACACACCAGGACCUGCUCAACGGCUUCGUGGGUGUGCCGUUUAACCCAGGGGAUUCUAAUCUGAAAUAUUAAAAGUUUCCCCUCUCAGUCAAAAAGAACCAUGAAUAAAUAAAGCACAAAACCCCACCUUACCCUGAAAGGCCAUAAAA
This is a messenger RNA of Mus pahari (shrew mouse), 1982 nucleotides long. RefSeq names its product signal transducing adaptor molecule 2 (gene Stam2). Gene Ontology annotation, cellular component: endocytic vesicle. The transcript has 15 exons. Bases 122 to 1831 code for a protein of 569 amino acids. NCBI's taxonomy places the organism in Eukaryota, Metazoa, Chordata, Mammalia, Rodentia, Muridae. The record is from RefSeq and is a predicted model, not a curated record. Gene Ontology annotation, molecular function: ubiquitin binding; phosphatidylinositol binding. Gene Ontology annotation, biological process: signal transduction.